AAGCCAAAGCCAAAGCCAAAGAUAAACGACAAUCAAAAUUCCCUCUACAUUUAGGAAGCUGCAAGUCAGGCGGCAAAUUUUGUGGUGCAUAAAGACAAGAUCCGCUCUUUCCUUCCAAUUCACCAAACCCAUCAUCCAUCAACCUGUGGACAUUAAUUUUCUCUCUGUUAUUUCCUUUAAAAAAUCCUCCUAAACUUUCCUUCUCUCUACCUCUUUUGAUUAUGCCAUAUAAAAAUUUAACCCAGCAGAAUCCAAUUCAAACUUUAUUUUAUUUUCUCCGUUCAUACACGGAAAUACCCUUUAAUUGGUUUAAAUCAGGGCCGUUGAUUUGGGCUAUAAAUCAAAGCCACCCCCAAAACUUAGGGUUAUUAGCGUUUAAGCUUAUUAAUCUCAAAGCGGUUUCUUUAUAUAAUUAGAUAUUGCUAACAAAACAAUUUACGUGUUUUAUGUUUGGGUUUUUCGUUCUGCGUUGUCUUCUCGAAACGAAAUCUGGCUAAAGAGAGGCCAGGGUCUCCUAUAUAUGUUAAGAUUCGGGUUUGCCUAGUUGCAAAAGAUCCUUUUUCACUCUGGCCGCUGCAGCAAAGUCGAAAGCUUCUCGCACCUCUAAGCGGGUGUGGGGUGAUCACGAGGGGGUAAUAUUACUUUGUGUUUUAAGAAGAUCAAGGUCAUCGCAUAUUUGGAGAUUGUGCCGUGUUUCAGAGGGUUUGUCGCUUGAUUAUGGCUAAGGUCACCUUUGGCUAAGUCAGCAGAAGCUUGAUUGUAGCUUUUCUUUUCAUCGAAGAAUAUUCAGGUUUUUUUUUCAGGCUUCUGUACAUUAAUGAGCGGGAUAGUUGGUUAUCCAUAGCUUUUUAUGUGACACAAAAAGUAGAUCUUGUGUGAAUGUAGCUCUGGUCACUAUUUCCAGAAUGGUUAGGUUUUCAUGCUUCAGUAGUAACAUUUAUUGCCCAAAACCAAAGAAAACAGUUCAACCGUCAGUUGAAGCAAUGCCGUCAAGUUUCCGGGAAUUUUCUCAAAUUCAGACCAUGAGAGAUUCACCUAACUCUACACACUUAAAACAAUUAUUUUUGAGUGCACCGGGAGAUACUCAAAUUAAUGGUGAUGAGAAACAUGUUUCAAGUUCUUCCUUUGUUGAACGUGGCUGGAAAUCUGAGGAAAUAAAGAGCAAAUUCAGUUUGGAGAUCGAUAUGCCGUUCAACGAGUUGGGGCAUCUGAAAAAGAGUCGGUCUCUAGGAAGUAGACUGUGCUGGGAGGGGAGAAGUCCUGGUGAAAAUGAUACUGAGUUGGAGACUGAUCAAGGAUUCUCUUCUGAUUCCCAUGACCAGAAUGGUUUGGUAGUUCAGAAUGGCAGCAAUAAUCCAGUGGCAAGCAUACCCAGUAAGUAUCAGAAAACUGCACAAUCAGAGUCUGUUCAAGUUGGUUCUGAUCAUGUGAAUAUGGAAUCAAUGUUCUCAAUUGGAGAUCCUCAGAAUUCAGAAAAAAAGGCGCAUGAAAAUAUUGAUGCUCCAAUAUCUGGUCUUGAGGACUGUGCUGCUGAUUAUGUUGAACAUAUCUCUCGUACUCCAACAAUUGGAAAAUCACAAUCAUCAACCAACAUUAGUGGUUUUAUGUGUUCUUCUGGAGUGUGCUCUUCUCUUAAAAAUUUAGCUCCUAAUUCCAGAUCUGCUGAUGAUCUACAAGCUCUAGACAUGAGGUGGAAGGAUAUGUCGGUUCAUGAUGUUGACUCACUGGUUAGGCAAAAGCAAGAAAGAGGAGAUGACAUAUGUAAAACUGUGGAAAACCACUUUGACACUCCUGGUGAAGACUGUUUUGAUUCCAGUAGUUAUUCUGCUUCAGCAAAGGACUGGAUAAUACCAGAUGAGGUGAACUCAGUUAAAAACCUUCAUGGAGAAUCCUCAACUCAGAAGUCGGAUAACUUGCCAAGCAAGGAUUUUAAGAUUAAGCGGAUCGAGGAAUGGGUUAAUGAUCUUCAACAUUGCAGUCUGUGCAGCCCGUUGGAAGAAACAAAUGAUUCAUCUCUUUCUAACGAUCAGAUCAAGAAAGAUCGUGAUGUCUUGAAUGGUUUGAAUUUUGCUAAGGUGGAUGGUAAGGUUACUCCUGGCAUGGAAGCUGCUAAAAGGUAUAUUGCUUCUCUGAAUGGCUCAGCAACUACAGCUCAGCUGUCAAAUCAUGGGUUGGUUGUCAUCCCAUUUCUUAGCGCCUUUGUCAGCCUGAAGGUGCUUAAUCUUUCAGGAAAUGCCAUAGUGAGGAUCACUGCCGGUGCACUUCCUCGGGGACUUCAUAUGUUGAAUUUGUCAAAAAAUAAUAUCUCCACAAUUGAGGGCUUACGUGAGCUUACCCGCCUCCGUGUUCUUGACCUGAGCUAUAAUAGAAUAUUUAGAAUUGGACAUGGUUUGGCAUCAUGUUCCUCUCUGAAAGAGUUAUAUUUGGCUGGAAAUAAAAUUAGUGAGGUUGAGGGUCUUCACCGCCUCUUGAAAUUGACUGUGCUGGAUCUCCGUUUCAACAAAAUUUCUACAGCCAAAUGCCUUGGUCAACUUGCAGCCAACUACAAUUCCUUGCAGGCUGUCAGCUUGGAAGGAAACCCAGCUCAGAAGAAUGUCGGUGAUGAACACCUGAAGAAAUAUCUACAAAGCGUUCUUCCAAAUCUGGUUUACCUCAACCGGCAGCCUAUGAAAGCAAGUACUUUGAAAGAUACUGCUGAUCGAUCAGUUCGGCUGGGCAUCAGCGCCCAUCAGUUUGAUCGUGGCCUUAGAUCAGAUAACAAAGCUACUAGGAAGAGUAGUCAUGGUGUAGGUAGUCAUCGGCCAUUGUCUUCAUCAACUCACGGCCGUAAAAAUCAAACUGUGGUGUCACCACCAAAACGACCAAGAAGUAGACAUGUGCGCCUGCCACCAACUGGAACUAAAGCAACGACCAGUCAUCGACAGAAUUAUAUUGAUCUUGGUAACAAACUAUUAAACCUUAAAUCAGAGCUUUCUAUCCGCAGGAGUCGAAGUGAAGGAACUAUAGGAGGUGGUCUCUGAGAUGUUUUUAUUUUUUGUGUUUGUAAACAAUCUGGUUAGUAGAAUUUCUAUUUUCUUUACGUGGUUUUGGUGUCUGCAUCAUAUCAAAAUAAAUAUUUGAACGACUUAAUGUUCAAAUUCAUUAUCCAGGUACAUUUGCUGUCAUUUUAGCUCAUUAUUAUUGGACUUUAUUAGGUAUGCUUAUGUUGAAUCUAGUGUUUUGAGGGGCAGUUCUAAGAGGAUUUAAAAAGGCUUCAAUUCCUUUUUGUAUCUUACCGGGAGUCAAUUGUUAUUAGAAAAGAAUUUAUGAAAUUAUGUGAUAACCAAUCUUGUAAAGAUGAAAGUAGCUUAAUAACGUGUGUGUAUAUAUAUAGUCUA
This is a messenger RNA of Pistacia vera, 3377 nucleotides long. RefSeq lists its product as uncharacterized. Gene Ontology annotation, cellular component: cytoplasm. The transcript has 5 exons. NCBI's taxonomy places the organism in Eukaryota, Viridiplantae, Streptophyta, Magnoliopsida, Sapindales, Anacardiaceae. The record is from RefSeq and is a predicted model, not a curated record. Gene Ontology annotation, molecular function: protein kinase binding. Bases 906 to 3020 code for a protein of 704 amino acids.